AUGCUAGUGGUUAAGUACCGCAAGUUUGAACUGGUGCCGAUGGCCGAGGGCGACUAUCGGUUUGUUUGCGACUAUGAGCCUGGCUGGACGCUGGAAGGCGAGCAACAGAAGCCGAGUAGCAGGCAGCUCGGUGGCUUGGACCACUGCUAUGACGGCUGGUGCAUGUUGCGCAUCGGUUGGUCGCGCUUGUCCGAGAGGGAAAUAAACCGGUGCUUCGCUGCUACGCUUGCAUACUACCGGCCUCAAGUUUCACGGACACAGUGCCAGGACUUCCUCCGUCACUUCGCCAACCAGUUCGUUGACCGUCAUGACCUUCACUGGCGAUUGUUCAUCGACAAUACCCCCAUCGAAGGUCGGUCUGUCCCGCAUCUCCCUACACCACCGGCGGCCCUCGUGCAGCAGACACAGCAAGCGCAGGAACAGGGAAGUUUCAUGCGUCGCGUGGAUAAUCGUAAUACCUAG
Messenger RNA from Talaromyces proteolyticus, 462 nucleotides. RefSeq lists its product as uncharacterized. The record is from RefSeq and is a predicted model, not a curated record. NCBI's taxonomy places the organism in Eukaryota, Fungi, Ascomycota, Eurotiomycetes, Eurotiales, Trichocomaceae. The transcript has a single exon. Bases 1 to 462 code for a protein of 153 amino acids.